AUGGAGGCAUCAAAUGGAGAAAUCAAGCUCAUUCUUGAGAAUACCGUGGCUAUAAGCAAGGAGGAUUGGGAGGCAAAGCUAUAUGAUGCCUUGUGGGCAUACCGUAAGGCUUUUAAGACUCCCAUUGGAACUACUCCUUACAAGUUGAUUUAUCGGAAGUCUUGUCAUUUGCCCGUAGAGUUGGAGCACAAGGCUCAAUGGGCAAUCAAAGCCUUGAAUUUUGAUCUCAAAAGUGCCGGAGAAAAGAGAAUGCUAGACUUGCACGAAUUAGAAGAAUUGAGAAUGAAUGCAUACAAUAGUGCAAGCUCCUACAAGGCAAGGUCAAAGGAAUUUCAUGACAAAUACAUCAUCAAAAGGGACUUCAAAGAAGGUGAUAAGGUUCUUCUCUACAACUCAAGGUUAAAGAUUUUUCCCAUAAAGCUUAAAUUAAGGUGGAGUGGCCCUUUUCAAGUGGUUAAGAGUGACAAUGUCGGAUUCGAUGCUUUUGUUAGUGAGGGGUUCAGAAAUUGGAGCAAACCCGAGGCACUAAGGAAACAUGUAGGUGGUGUUAAUAGCAUUCACAAUAGAGUUAUGGGUGCCCUUUAUGAUUUCCAAAAUCAAAGGGGUUCUAUUAUUUCUAACUUUUCUAAGCAAACUGAGGAGUUCACAAGGCAAUACAAAAUUCGCUUAGAAGCUUCUGUGAAGUGUUUGAAGUGGCUUGUACUUCAAGGACUGCCUGCUCGUGGCCAUGAUGAAAGCACAACUUCAUUAAAUCAGGCUCCUACUAUUCAAAAGCAAAUUAUGAAUGCAUGUGCUAGGGAGACAACAAAAGCAAUAAUUGAAGAAAUAGGUGAUGGUUUUUUUGCUAUAUUGGCUGAUGAAUCUGCAGAUAUAUCGGAUAAAGAACAAUUAGAUCUUUGUUUGCGAUAUGUUGAUAAUAGAGGAGAAGUAAAAGAACGCUUUCUUAGCAUUAUGCAUGUUCCUGAUACUACUUCUGCUACUCUUAAAGAUGCUAUUGAAUCAAUGCUAAUGGAGCAUUCUUUAAGUCUUUCUAAUGUUUGUAGUCAAGGUUAUGAUGGUCUUCAAUUAACUGUUAUUGUCGUUGCUAAAAAGAACAAUGAUUGCAAUUGGUUAUUUGUUGAUGUGCUUCCUCUACUAUUGAAUUUUGUUGGUGGUUCACCUAAGAGGAAAGAAUUUCUUAGAGAAAAACAAAAGAAACGUGUUGUUGAGGCUUUGUCAUUAGGUGAACUUGAAACAGGAACUGGUUUAAAUCAAGAGCUUAGCUUGAAAAGACCGAGUGACACUCGAUGGGGAUCACACUUUAAAACAAUCUUGAAUGUUCUUGAAUUAUACCAACCUAUUCUUGAGUCACUUGAUGAAAUUGCGAAUUCUUCUAUUGAUAAAGACGGCCAAAACAAAGCAUGUGUAAUAACAAAAUUGUUGAUGACUUUUGAUUUUGUUUUUGUUGCACACUUGAUGGUGUCUAUUUUUGCGAUCACAAAUGGGUUGAACUUGGCCUUGCAAAGGAGUGAUCAAGAUAUUGUGAAUGCUAUGAAUUUGGUUGGGGUAACUAAGAGGAGUUUGCAAAGGUUAAGAGAUAAUGGAUGGGAUGCUCACUUGAAUAAAGUUACUUCAUUUAUGGAGAAGCAUGAAAUUGAGAUUCCUAACAUGGAGGGUUUUUAUGUUCAACCGGGUAGAAGGAUGUUUUGUGGUAAUACACCAAGAGUGCCUAAUCUUCAUCAUUUUCAAGUUGAGAUUUUUCUUGGUGUCAUUGAUUUGCAAUUAAAAGAGAUUGAAAAGCCAAGAGUUACUCAUACGAGAUUGAAAAUCGGUUUAAUGAGAAAAGCCAACAGUUACUCAUAUGUAUGUCUUCUUUUGAUCCUUCUAAUCGAUUUGCAUCAUUUGACAUAG
Molecule: messenger RNA, 1890 nt
Organism: Chenopodium quinoa (quinoa)
Lineage: Eukaryota; Viridiplantae; Streptophyta; Magnoliopsida; Caryophyllales; Amaranthaceae
Exons: 4
Coding region: 1-1890 (629 amino acids)
Molecular function (GO): nucleic acid binding
Source: RefSeq, a predicted model, not a curated record